This is a messenger RNA of Musa acuminata subsp. malaccensis (wild Malaysian banana), 1214 nucleotides long. Its product is annotated as cyclin-dependent kinase inhibitor 4-like. Gene Ontology annotation, biological process: negative regulation of cyclin-dependent protein serine/threonine kinase activity. The record is from RefSeq and is a predicted model, not a curated record. NCBI's taxonomy places the organism in Eukaryota, Viridiplantae, Streptophyta, Magnoliopsida, Zingiberales, Musaceae. Gene Ontology annotation, molecular function: cyclin-dependent protein serine/threonine kinase inhibitor activity. Gene Ontology annotation, cellular component: nucleus.
ACCAAAAAUACACGCAGAGACCACUCCCAUCAUUUCUAUAUACAGCCAAACACCGAGCUUUCCUCUUCCUACUCACUCCCUUUCUCCCACCGCUGCUGUACCUUGCCCAAACCUUCCAGUUCAUUUUCUUUCUCCCGCUUCCAUUCCUUCCCUCUCUUUCUCUCUCUGUUUUGUGGAGUGAAGGGACAUAGAGUAAAGGAGGAGGAUAUGAUGGGGAAAUAUAUGAGGAAAGCCAAACUCUCCGGCGAGGUGGCGGUCAUGGAGGUCGCCGCCCACCAGCCCUCGCUCGGCGUCCGCACCCGCGCCCGGGCCCUCGCAGCCGGGCAGGACUCCUCCCUCGCCUACCUCGAGCUCCGCAGCCGCCGCCUCGAGAAGCCUCUGCCGCCGGCUCCGGCAUCCAAGACGAAGGCCCCACCCAAGGAUACCCCCGAUUCCAGCCGUAACCCUAGGCUUAGCUCCCAGAAGGUGAGCCGUUCUCCGACGUCGAAUUCGGGGACGAGGAGGUGUUAUGAGAAGGGCGGGGAGGUGUCGCUCUGUGAGAACGUUCUCGAGGCCGAAUCGAGAGAAAGGGAGACAACACCUUGCAGUUUGACAAGGGACUCGGAAACAAUGGCAACUCCAAGAUCUAGCAACUCAAUUGUUGGUAACCAGAGAAUGCAGAAUCUGGUGCUUCAGAACAUCCCUACCGGUCACGAAAUGGAAGAGUUUUUUGUGGGGCUAGAGAAACUCCAGCAGCAAGCGUUCAUAGAAAAGUACAACUUUGAUCCCGUGAAUGACCUCCCACUCCCGGGCCGCUACGAAUGGGUCGAACUCGACCGCUAGAGAGGCGAAGAUCAUGCGGACGCAGCUGCUUCUUUUGCUCCUCCGGUGAUCUCUGCCCAGAAUUUUCAGCGUCUGGUGGGGGGGUGCAACGCCGACGGUUUCUGCCGACACAUUCUUUCAUGUUGUAAAAAUCCAGAGGUCCGAAAAAGAAGUUGAAGCUUAUUGUAACUGUUGACCAGACCGAUCCAGGGAUUGUAGGUUGGGGUGGGGGGGAUGUGUCACUCAUCGUUGUGGCUUCAGUAGCUGAUCGGAUUCAGAUUGUUCUAGUAUGGAGUUCAGCAUUGCUGCAUCGGAUUCGGAUUGUUCUAGUAGUGCACAAGGGCUUUGUGAUGGAUGCUAAUGGUUUGGGCACCGGGACUUGAUGCCUCGUUGAGUUCAGGGUUUUGGAUUUA